Messenger RNA from Hemicordylus capensis (graceful crag lizard), 6144 nucleotides. Its product is annotated as interferon-induced very large GTPase 1-like. NCBI's taxonomy places the organism in Eukaryota, Metazoa, Chordata, Lepidosauria, Squamata, Cordylidae. The transcript is spliced from 7 exons. The record is from RefSeq and is a predicted model, not a curated record. Bases 508 to 5883 code for a protein of 1791 amino acids. Gene Ontology annotation, molecular function: GTP binding.
GUUUUGCGGAUGGGAGCGUCACGGUGGAAAUCAGGGAGGAAGCUAAAGUUUGCUGCAGUGCUUCCUGGGAAGUGCAGUCCAGUUAAGAGUGAAACUGGGGCGAGGUCUCUAAAGAUGAUGAGAGGCAUGAAUCCAACAGGAUUUCCCCAUUUCCGUAUCUCCGUGCUGGAAAUGCUACUUCUGUUGGACUUUUGUCUCGGGUGCAAAUGAGAAAUGCUCAGAGCUCUGACCCAAUCCCCUCGGGCCCUGAGGUGGUAAAAUCUCCUGUGUAUAACUCGGCCUGCCUCUCCCACCCUCCUUGAUUGGUUUCUACAAGCUAAAAAAUGUUGAGGAAGAGCUGAGUGAAUAAGAAAGAGCUGCUGAAACCAAUACGAUUGCAAUUGUAUGAGAGGGAAAUCUCCAGAUAUCUCUACCUGAACAGAGUUUGGUAGAAAGACAGAACAGGGUCUCUCCGGGCUCCUGCCUGAACAACUGUGACCAACAAAAACAAAGAGUCAAUAACUGAAGAUGCCUAAAGUCCAAAAGGCUUCCCCACCAACCAGCCUGCCCUGGACAGCUCCUGUGGCUGGGGGAGAACCCUUCCAGGUGGCUCCUGCACCCUCUGUUGUGAAGGUGAAGGUUGAGAGAGAGCAGAUGGUGAUAUCAGAACAAUUCAUUCCCAGGCAUAGUGAGGCCUUCCAGCUUGAUGGAUCUUAUCCUCUUGACCCAGGGGUGAGCAGCAGCAAGCAUAUGUGUGCUGGAGUUUGUGUUCCCCUUGUUAUGAUUAAGAAAGAGGAAGAAGAGGAGAUGGAGACAUUGCAAGGGAUGCAGCUUACCUCUCAGAGUGAUGACACCCUAGUGCUUCAUCGCUCCUCAUCUCUCCAGACCCCCAUUAAAUGUGGGGCAAAGCAUGUGAGUCCUCCUUCAGAAGUGCAAGAGAGGAAACGUGCAAGAUCCAACAGAGGGGAGACGACAGUGAGAGAAUCCACAACAAAAGGAGAGAAAUAUACCAGCCCUGUGGGAGAUCAUGGAGUUCAGAUUCCUUCAGCUGAAAUGCUUGUUGUGAAGACUGCCAAGUCCCCUGAAAACAACAGAGAGGAGAUGGAAGAUGCUGUGAUUGUGAUUGAGGAUGAUGAGGAAGAAAAUUUGCUUCCGUGUUCAAAACUUGAAACAGCCCUUGUUAGCAUCGAUUCAGAGAGAAUGCAGAGCUUUUUGAUGAAGCUAGGCCUUAAUCAGCGAAGAAACAGGAAGCUCGCACUGGAAGAAAUGCUGGAAAUCAACUCUGAAAGUCUAAAGGUUGAGGCUCCCCGAUCAUUGGAAGACCUACCUUGGCACUUCUUGAGAAACCUGAUGGCCCUCAAUGGGACAGCCAGAAACACAAACCUUGUGCUCAAGGCUGAGGAAGACUCAUGGGGAGGUGAAGAGGGUGAUUUGGGCAGUGAAAUGUUUUGUCUGCAUGAAAGAGACACUAGAAUUUCUGUGAACCCCCUUGAUGUCCUUUCUGCUAUCCUGCUUUGCUCUGAUAGCUUCCUUCAGCAGGAGAUCUUGCUCAAAAUGUCCAUGUGUCAGUUUGCCCUCCCUUUGAUCUUGCCUCCCCUUGACACCCCCAAGUGUACCCUCAUGGUCUGGGCCAUGAGGGACAUUGUGAGAAAAUGGAGGCCCCAUUCCCUUGCUGAGAGUAGGGGCUUCAGAGAGCAGAGCCUGGUACACAUUUCCAUGCCGACUAUUUCCUUUGUGAGGAUGGGAAGCUGCAGUUUAUCCAAAUCCAGGCUUCUCAAUGAGGUCCUCAGUUCCCCUCAGCAGCACCAUGAUUUCUUUGUGCAUCGGGACAUGGAGUGUGGGAAUGUUCCUCGAGAGAUCAGUGAUGGGCUGAUGGAAAUCUCCUGGUAUUUUCCUGGAGGAAGGGAAAACUCAGAUCUUUUUCCAGAGCCUGUUGCUCUGUUAAACCUCCGUGGAGAUGCUGGGUCACACUGGAUGCAGUUUCAUUUUUUAACUGAGAUCUCCUCUGCAGUUUUCAUCCUUGUGGAAAGCCUUUGUGAAACAGAAUACAACAAACUAUUGACUCUCCAGGGAUCAGCAUCCAAAUUUUGCAUUAUCUUGAAUAGUGAAGGCAGGAAAUCAAAGAACACGUUGGAAUACCUUAAUAAGCUAGCUCCAGUAUUGAAUAUGAACAAAUCACAGCUGCUAGUGAAAGAAAAGAACCAAAAUAAUGCAGAACUGGUGAGAAAACUCCGGUUAGCAAUGGGAAGUAUCAUGAAUUUGCGUCUAAGAAUAGUAGAUGUGGUAGGAAUGGCAGUGAAGUCUAGAUUCCUAGGGAUCUGUGUAGAUGAGGAUGAGGAGGAAUGCUGUCUUGGAAGCAGGUUGACCAUGGCAAUAACUGCAGAAAUAAAAGAGGUAGUGAAUUAUAAGGGAAAUGUUCUGAGGCUCCAGGGUGACCUCUGGAAGAACAUUGGGAAGACAGAGAAGGAAUUGUGUAGAAUGAAGGAACAGAGAGAUGUCCAUCCCGAAGACUAUAAGUCUCAGCUAAGGAAGAAGCUCUUGAAGCUACGACAGGAGCAGAACAAAUAUAAGCUGUCUAAUGGAAUGCUUAAAUUUAUUAAUGCGGUGAGCCACUUGCCCCAAACGAAGAAGCGCUACUUCCUGAAAUGGCUGAAAUACCGUGUUGAUCAUGUGGCAAGGGGGAACCUUUCUAAACUACAAGCCGAGUAUAAGGCGAAAUGCCAUGCUGCCAAGGAAGCUGCAGAGAGGCUAAGAGAGCUAGACCAACUGAUCCCUGCUAGUUCCCUGGGGGUCGAGCACUUCAUGCGUGAGAUGGGACAGCUCUAUGAGGCAGAGUGUUCCAUGAUUCAAGAAGGCAAGAUGUCAAAGAGAAAGCGGCAAUUUGUUCUCCUUCCAGGGGUAGCUGCUGAGCUUUUGCUGGAAGGGUUUCCCAUGGAAUUGGUUGACGGAGAUGCAUCCAACAUCCCAUUACGGUGGGUUUCUGAUGUUCUGACUGAGCUCCACACUAAACUAGGAGGCAGAUCCAAGAUGCAGGUUCUGUCCGUUCUGGGUGUACAGAGUACUGGCAAAUCCACCCUUCUCAAUACUAUGUUUGGACUACAGUUUGCUGUUGGCAGUGGCCGAUGUACGCGAGGGGCAUUCAUGACUCUCCUAAGAGUUGCCAAGGACUUGCAACAAGAACUGGGUUGCAAUUUUGUCUUGGUGAUUGACACAGAAGGCUUGAAAGCCCCAGAGCUGGCCCGACUGGAAGACAGCUAUGAACACGACAAUGAACUGGCCACCCUGGUGAUCGGACUGAGCGACAUAACUGUUGUGAACCUGGCCAUGGAGAAUGCCACUGAAAUGAAGGACAUCCUGCAAAUUGUAGUCCAUGCAUUCCUAAGGAUGAAGGAGACGGGGCACAAACCCAGCUGCCAAUUUGUGCAUCAGAAUGUGAGUGAUGUGUCUGCCCAUGAACAGAAUAUGAGAGAUAGGAAACUCCUCCUGGAAGAGUUAAAUGAAAUGACCAAAGCGGCAGCAAAAAUGGAGAACCUCUGCAGGGAAGUGUCCUUUUCGGAUAUUAUGGACUAUGAUCCAGAGAAACACAAUUGGUACAUCCCUGGCUUGUGGCAUGGAGUCCCACCCAUGGCUCCCAUUAAUGCUGGGUACAGUGAGAGUGUAUGCGACUUGAAGAGAUACCUCUUUGAAUGCAUGAAACACCGUAGCCGCAGCAGGGCUCCCAAUGACAUUCCCCAGUUUAUCGAAUGGGUGCGGAGUCUGUGGAACGCGGUGAAACACGAAAGCUUCAUCUUCAGUUUCAGAAACAGUCUUGUGGCCGGGGCCUAUAACCAGCUUUGUGUGAAGUAUUCUGAGUGGGAGUGGGAUUUCCGCAAGGAGAUGCAUCUCUGGGUAUCCCAAGCGGAAAUGAUGAUCCGGAAUAAAUGGUCGGAUGACCUCAGAGCUGACAUGUCUGCCAGACUGCGGGUGGAAGCUCAGCAAAAACUGCAUGAAGGGGAGCAGAAGAUGGCUUCUUCCCUGCAAGGCUACUUUGAGAGCAAGCUAGAAAACCUGCACCUGAUAGAGAAAUACAGAGAGGAUUUUGCCAGGAGUACCACGUGUCUCCGAAUGGAACUAGAAUGUUACGUUCUGGCCAAGUGUGAGGAGUUCCUUCUCAUUCAGAAGAACAGAAGCAAGAUAGAACGCCUGCAGGUGGAAUAUAUGGAAAUUGUCAAAACCAAGGUAGACAGUCUCUUAGCAGACUGCAGAGAGAGAGCACAAAAACUGCAGGAAGAAGAAUUAGAAGAAGAAUUUGAAAAAAUGUGGGCCAGAACAAUAGCUGAGCUGCCACUUGAUCGCUUACCCAGGCGUGAUGUUGCUCAAAAUAUGCAUUAUCAGUUGCACAAGGACUUGGAGAACAGGGGCAGUCUGGUCAUGCAAAUGCUACAGCAAGCCCAGUCACUACAUAACUACCAAAGUGGUUCCUUCCAGAUGAAAAAAGAGUACCUAGAACUGUCUGUCCUUCAGAGUAUAAAGGAGUAUUUUAAGAAUGAGUAUUUGCAGACGGUGGAGGAACUAGCAAUUUCGCUGAUGGACCAAUGCAGGUCUUAUGUUACAAAGAAGGUCCAAGGUAAAGGAGAUUAUGAUGAAACCUUUUGCAGGGAAUUGUUACAGCAAAUCAGUGAGAAACUUCAAGAAGUGAGUGUCAAGCAGCUUCCAACCACUGCUUCCUUUGAGAUGGACCUGAAGCUGCACAUCCUUGGAGAAGCUUCUGCUGCGUUCGAGCAGAUGCACCAACAUUUCAUCAUGGACAAUGACCCUAGUCAGCAUUUAGAGAAGCUGAAACCUCACUAUCUCUCCACCUUCAAGACUAUUUACUAUGAGAAGGAUGAAUGUCAGAAGAGAGCUAUGGAUUUCUGCCAUCGGUGUCUCAGACCAGCUCUGUUGGACUACCUCCAUAAGAGGCUUGGCAUUAUAAUAGUGGAUGACUUCCUCAGGAGUGAACAAUCCAUACACUAUGGUAGUCGGUCCUUCUUCCAGUUUGCUGUACAGAAGAAGUUGCUGGAGGAGAUGAAUUUUGAUGACUAUGUGGAAUAUAUCCUGAACUACAAAAGGUUUGUCCAGUCCUGGAUCCAGAAAAGCUUGUUAAAACAUUACCGAGAGGGCAAGCCUUUGAAGAAUCUGGUGAAAGAGGUCCUUUCAGCUGUUUUGCAGAAAGUCAACGAUACCUUGCUCAGUCUCCUACACAAAGGAUAUUCCAGCACAAUUGGCAAUUUUCUAGAUAAUUUCUGCCAAAAGCUAAAUGGAGAGCUGGUCAUUUCCAAGGAUGGCUUGGAUAUCAUCCUCUUCAGAAACAUGGCGAAUGUUGCACAAUUUGCAGGUGACAUACUAACCUGCCUGUCAGAAGUGGAGGAAGAGAUUUUAAGAAAGAUGGAGGAGAACAUAGAAGUGACUCUUUCCAAACUCCAGGUCUGUCCCCGUGAUGAAAUCUUCAAGCGUGUCUUUGGCUGUGGACAGCAAUGUCCUUUCUGCAAAGUCCCCUGUGAAGCUGGGGGUAGUAACCAUAAGAUACACUUUGCCUCAGUUCAUAGGCCUCAAGGCUUAAACCAGAUGACAUGUUCUGUCUCCAUAAUGCUCACCUACUCUAUCUGCUCCUCUGAUGUUGCUUCAUGGAAAAAAUUUAGGAACCGUACCACUUCCUGGCAGUGGUAUUUCUACAAGGAAUACCGUCGGUUUUAUCCAAACUGGCAUAUCCAACCAGAUCCUAGCGUCAGGACCUCAAAUUACUGGAAAUUCAUUUUCAAAGUGUUCAAUUUGCAGUUUGCAGAUAAAUAUAAUGCCCUUCCUGCUGUUGUUCCUGCAGAUUGGAGAAAGCUAUCCAAGAAACAUGCACUUGCUAGUAUCCAAGAGGCUUUCAAUGUGAAAUAGACUCUAUGGGAUAUUCCAUUGUUUGCAAAAGCCUGCCUGUCAAACAUAACAUUUAUUACUUAGUAUUCUAUGCUUUGUAGUUAUUUUUUCUUCUUUUAAUGAAUACUGGAAUGUUUAUCUUUGUUUGAGCAGAAUAAGCAUAAUGUUGUCCCUGUGUUACCCUUCACCUGAGCAGCAAAAAUGCCAUCCUUGACAUUGUUUUGGAAAGGUUGUACUUUGAGAUUUGAAAAGUUGGCCCUCAAUAAAAAUGAUUUAAAAAUA